Klebsormidium nitens is the source of this 1323-nucleotide messenger RNA. Lineage: Eukaryota; Viridiplantae; Streptophyta; Klebsormidiophyceae; Klebsormidiales; Klebsormidiaceae. The record is from the annotation of a GenBank genome assembly.
AUGGCUUCCUCCCCGCCCUGCCGUCUGCAAGCGCUACGAGGGCUGGCCCUCGUGACACUCCUAGUCCUGCAGCUAGGGCAAACCGCAUCCGCAUUGAACUCGCGGAUAGCGUCCGUGGCAAGCUCCAGGCGGUUGCUGCAGGCAGGCGCAGGGCCCAAUCCGCUCUGCCCCGACGCGGCAUUUCCAAAUCAGCCUAAUGCCAUCCCCACAUUUCUGUACCAGUGCUACAAUCCUGCCGGCAGCUCGUACGUCGGCUGCCAAGGGUCAUGUGGCGCCUCCGUCAACAACCAGGCCACAUGCGCUGACGGCAUUCAAGGGCCUACAAGCAGCACCCCCCCUGCUUCGACUACUCCAAGCAGCGCCCCCCCUUCCUCCACACCAAGCGCCACCCCCCCUUCUUCUACACCAAGCCCCACCCGCCCCAGUGGCCCCGCUCCUAGUCCUGCACCCGCCCUCCCAAAGCCAACACCGGCAGGUGGUGCGCCAAACUGUCCUUCAGGCCCUUUCCGGAACGCAUGCUUCACUCCAAGCGGGGACGCCUACCUUUGCUGCUCGAGUGCUGGGUGCGGUCCUUCCAACCAAGCCAGCAAUACUGCCUCCUGCGCUGACAACAAGUACCUUCCCAUUGUCCCUGCAAUCUAUACCUUUGGGGACUCUUUGGUGGACGUAGGCAAUGGCCCGUAUCUUGGCAAUGGGGAUGGCCUCCCCUUCCCCCCAAGCCCGCCUUAUUUCCCGAACCGCUUCUCAAAUGGCCCCGUCGUGGUGGACUACAUAUCCGAGUACCUAGGCCUACCGUUCGUUCCCCCCUUCUUGCAACCAGGCGCGAACUUUUUCCGGGGGGCCAACUUCGCCACACAGAGCAGCGGCGCACUCAACACGACUGGCCCCCCCGGAAGGGUGCUCCCGUUGGCUGCACAGGUCGGCAGGCUCUUCCUCGAGUUGAGAGCCAACGCCGCGGCUUUCUACGCAACGCCGGGCGCACCGUCAAAUCCAAACCCACCCUUCCCCCCGCCGUCCUCGUUCCCCGCCUCCCUGUACGUCAUUGUCACGGGCGGAAACGACUUCGGCGACUUCGCCGGCAACGCGACGCAGUUCCAGGCGCUGGCGACUGCUUACGUCACCCAGAUUGCCGCGAACAUCCAGGGUGCGCCGGGGCUGCCAGAGACGUCCUGUCUAACGUGUUGUCUGAGCACUUCGCAUCUUUCUCCCUCUCUGCAUCUUUCAGAGAGCAUCUCAUCUCUGAGCAUCUCUCGCCCCAUCUUGCAUCUCUUUCUCGCAUCUCUGUCUGAGCAUCUCUUCGUCUCGAGCAACUCUCGCAUCUAA